Messenger RNA from Neoarthrinium moseri, 2547 nucleotides. RefSeq lists its product as uncharacterized. The coding region runs from base 1 to 2547 and encodes 848 amino acids. The transcript has a single exon. The record is from RefSeq and is a predicted model, not a curated record. NCBI's taxonomy places the organism in Eukaryota, Fungi, Ascomycota, Sordariomycetes, Amphisphaeriales, Apiosporaceae.
AUGGAGCACCCUGAUGCUCCACCUCCGCCGUACUCGGAAACAGAUAUCUACUCUACGCCGGGCAACACGCCAUUGACAAGCAGUGGCUCCAACAACCAUGCCGACAAUGCGUCCAUUGCUGCAUCGUCCUCGCACAGCAACAUCAUCUACACCCCGCCGGACACGCCACGGGAUUCGCAUUACGACUUUGCCAGCACCGACGACGUCCAAACCACAGCAUCUGCGCAAGUCUACUUUGACUCCCGACCCAUAUCGGGGCCACCAGGAAAUACAGCAAACGUAGUUCAUGAAAUUAGAGUCUCCGAUGACCCGUCGCCAGGGGAUUUCCCAUACCCAAACUGGGCAUCUGCGCGGGAUGUCACCCUAGGAGACUGGAGGACUUUUAUCAACUACUUGAUCCCUGACUAUGCCGAGAAGACCAACGCUGCUAUUAUCGACCGCAAGCUUCAGGCCGAGGAUGAUGCGCGGUCCACCGCUUCCACGCGCGCUGCCACGGAGGCGCAACUCGACCAGCUCCGAACUUCCAGCCAGCGAAGGCGGUUUGAGGAUACUGUGCGCGAGUGGAACGUAGGCUUCUUUGCUCCCAGAGGAGCAACGAUCAAGCUCACCAGUGACUCCGCCGCCGAGCCAAAGGCUAGGAUGCCCGGUGAGUGGAACAGCACAUUCGAUAGCAAUGCCAGCCGAGAUGCGCCUAUGGCCGGCCAACAGCCUGAACAGCGAGGUGGGUGGCGUGGCCUGUUCGGCAACAGGUUCGGGAUGAACAUUCAUGACCGCGGCUUGCAAGUAGGGCCGAUCUCGAUCGAUGGGGAUCGUGUGGCCAUUGGCAAUGCUUUUGAGGUUGACAGCCGAGGCGUCCGCUGGCAUGGCCGGGACGUGAAUGACAGCUUCCACGGUGGCCACGGCCGCGGUCACGGAAGAGAGUGCCACGACCAUGGCCGCGGCCGUGGAGGCGGGCGACACGACAUCCAUGAUCAUCGCCACGGCGGACGGGGUGGUGGCAAGCAUCGAUCCAGAUCGAGCAGCUGUAGCACGACCUCAUCUUCCUCCUCCGACUCGACUGUCUCUUCCGUCGGCUCGCUGCCCGACUGGGACGAUCUGCGGGAUUCGCAGAUCCCCGUGGCGAGGACGUCCGUUCAAGCCUGGCUGAGCCAUCCUGACCAGCCUGUCAGCAAGGCCGACGUGAAGAGAGUGAGAGCCGAGAUCAAGGCCGCCAAGUCCCUGCCGAAGCCCGCUGCCGGCAUAACCAAAGUCGACAAGGAAGAGAUCAAGGUGCUACUCGAACAGUUCAAGAGCCUCAAGAAGACGCAGAGGGCGACGCUCCGGGCCGCCAAGAAGGAGAGGAAGGCCGAGAGGAGGGCGCAGCGCAGAGCCAGGCGCAGCAGGAGCCGCGCGGAGCGGAAAGAGGGCCGGCGACAAAGGCGGGAGAUGGGGCGUGCUGAAAGGGAAGGCGAGAGACAGCAACAGAACGGGGGUGAUUUUCCUCAGUCAUCGUUCGCGCCGUCGCAUGGCCCCGUGCCGGUCCCUGGCAUGCCCCAUAUUCCCCCCGUCCCCCCCAUGCCGGUCAUGGCACCCGUACCACCCGUUCCGCCGAUGCCGGGCCACGGCCCAGACGCAUUCUUCGGCCCUGGCCGUUCAGGGAUGCCUGGGUUCUUCGGCGGGUUUGGCAACGGACGCGGCAGCCACUUUGGCCCCUUCAGCGGCUUCGGCUCCGGGCGACGCAACAAAAACGCCUACGCCGCCGCCUACGAGCAAGCCGUAGGUGCACCGGCGCGGGCUGACGCCGCGCGGACGCGCGAGGCCGCCCUAGAACAGGCGGCCAAGGCGAGGGAACAGGCGGCCCUGACACGCGAGCUCGCACUCGAGGAGGCCGCCAGGAAGCGGGAGGCGGCCUUUGCUCAGGCUGCCAGAGACAGGGAGGAGGCGGCCAUGAAGCGCGAGGCCGCGCUGGCACAGGCGGCUAGAGCGAGGGAAGACGCAGCACGGAAGCGUGACAUCGCCCUCGAGGAGGCUGCGAGGAAGCGGGAAGCAGCGCACGCCCAGGCACAGGAACAGGCCGCCCGCUCCCGCGGGGAGUCCAGCCGCCGUAGGGAGGGUGCCGCAGCCCUGAGGGCGGCCGCCUGGGCAUCGGCUGCCGAGGUGCGGGCCGAGGCGUGGAAACACGCCAACGCGGCGCACGCCCGGGCAUGGGGCGGCGAGCCGGCCGGGCCCUCUGGCUCCGGCACCGGCUCCGGUCAGGGGCAGCAGGCUCGGGAGACUCAACAGGGUUCGGCGGCCAAGUACCAGGCCGCGGAGCAGCUGGAGGCGCAGAUCCACACCAAGCGGGUUACCCUGCAGGCGUUGCAGCAGGAGGUCCAGGCCGAGGGCAUCGCGGCUGCGCAGGCCGGGCUGGGCGACGCCAAGAAGAGCGGGCCGAGCCAGGCGCAGCUGGACGCCGAGACGUUGGAGGGCGAGAUCGACGCGCUAAGUGCGCAGGUCGAGCGGCUGAGGAUCGAGGCGGAUGGCGAGUUUGCCGCCGAGAGUGAGAGGGACUCUGCCAAGUAUGCGUGA